GUAAAUAAUAAAUUUCCACUCUAAAAUUAAGUCCAACCUUGAGACAACAACUUAAAGUAUUUUCUUCAAGUCAAAGAUCGAGAUAUGGUUUCCAUCUUGUUCAUAGCAAAAGUAUUAUUGGUCCUUAAUCUUUUCAGUUUCGGAAAACCUUUAAAGAAGAGGCAUCACAAACACCUGGUCGAUGAGGCGAGGAAGGGAGAUUCACCUACAAAGCGACAAUAUCUGUAUAGCCCUUACCGACACAUGCUACAUCAUUACUUAAGGACAGAUGGACGCAAUCCCUACGCACGGCCAUUCUACUAUUACAAAACAGGCGCUCACAGACGUCAGUCACUGCCAGGGGUCCAUCCACUAAAGAGCUUCCUUAGUAAUCCUUACAACUAUGAAGGAAAACUGACUUCAAAUUUGCCAAAGUAUCGCAUGUAUGCUGCUGAGAUGGCGAACCCAAAAGCUCACUUUGACAGCCCAAAAACCCGUCCACUGAACAUACGAACGACUUAUAAAGCAGGUGUUCCACUGCAAUCUCACCCUUCAGCCAUUUCCAAGGCAGGUUUCUCAAUGGAUGAACCAUCCGCGUCUGGAGAACAGCCGAACAGCGCCGACAUGAAACAAGGAAGUUUUAAGAUAGAUGAUGUAUCAGUAAAAGGUUUUGGGACAUAUCAGGUUAAGGGUGAUCAAGUUGAAGUAGACAUUAACAUUAGAAUCACACCUGAGGAAGGAGGUCAUACUGGAUCAGGGGGAGGCAGUGGGGAAGCUAAACCAACACCUGGGGGUGGUGGAGAAACUAAGCCAACAUCAGCACCAAGUGCUGCAGAGAGCACAAACCCACAAGGAGGUGAAGUCAAGCCAACAUCACCAAGUAGCGGCGGUGAACAAAGUACCACAUCAAGUAGCGGCGCUACUACACUAACACCAUCAGCGGGGGGAAAUGAAGAUGUCUCUGCAUUUGAACAAGAAGCACUCAAAGCGCACAAUGAUUACCGCGCACGCCACGAUGCUCCACCUAUGACACUCAACAAAGAAAUGAAUAAAGAGGCUGCUGAGUGGGCAGAGGAAUUAGGAGCUAACGAAAAGUUUGAACAUUCUCCGAGUGACAAGAGGAAAAAUCAAGGUGAAAAUAUUGCUGCUUGGUGCGACGCUAAAGGAGAAACUGCUACACAAGUUACUAAAAGAUG
Molecule: messenger RNA, 1175 nt
Organism: Actinia tenebrosa (Australian red waratah sea anemone)
Lineage: Eukaryota; Metazoa; Cnidaria; Anthozoa; Actiniaria; Actiniidae
Cellular component (GO): extracellular region
Source: RefSeq, a predicted model, not a curated record